GUUGUAGCUGUUGCUAUGGUGACAUCAGUCAGAUUGGCUCCGCCUCUUCCUGUGAUCUUUCUGCUCAUGAUUCACGGGGUUUCUAGUGCUGGUUGGGGUGUGAUUUACAGUCCUUUACACAUCUGUGCACUGAACGACUCAACAGUGAUAAUGAGAUGCACUUAUACAUACCCUACUGGACAUCAGAUCGAGAAAGUGUUCUGGACCAAAACACUGGUAAGAGAUGAGGGAGAGUUUCCAGAUCUGUCUAAUGACCCUGAAUACAGUCAGAGGCUUCAGUAUCUGGGAGAUAAACAGCAGAACUGCACCAUCAGACUGAGUCAUGUGACACUGAAGGAUUCACACAUGUACUAUUUCAGAUUCAUCACAAAUCAAGAUAAAUGGAUUGGUAUUCCAGGAGUGAAUCUUACUGUCACAGAUCUUCAGGUGGAGUCUCCUGAGAGAGUGACAGAGGGAGAUUCAGUCAGUCUGACAUGUAAAAGCAGCUGCGCUCUGACUGACAGAGCAACAUUCAUCUGGUACAGAAACUCACUGAAGAUAUUAACUGAGAGUAAAUUCAGGAACACACUCAUCCUCAAUCCAGUCAGAAGAGAGGAUUCAGGCAGAUAUAGCUGUGCUGUAGACGGACACACACACGUCUCUCCUGAUGUUCACCUCAAUGUCAUGUACGCACCUAGAAACGUCUCAGUGUUGAUAAAUGGAUCUGGUGUAAUAGUGGAGGGAGAUUCAGUGACUCUGAAGUGCAUCAGUGACUCAAACCCUCCUGCUGUGAACUUCAGCUGGUUUAAGGAGAAUGAAAGCUCAGCUGUUGGAUCUGGACAGAGUUUCAGUGCACUACAGAGUGGACGCUUCUACUGUCAGGCUCACAAUCAACAUGGAUCUCAGAGAUCAGACGCUGUAACUGUCACUGUAAAAGUUUUAGGAAGUCUGCUGAUAUUAUACACAUCCAUUGGAGUGAUUUGUGGAGCUGCAGUGAUCAUCAUGAUGCUGAUUUGGGGCAGCAGGUGGAUGAAAAAGAGAAAUGACACACAGGCAAAGAUGAAUCAUCCCCGACCUGAUCAUGAUGUUGAAUUGAGUGAUCCUGUGUAUGAGAAUGUAACGCUGCUCAACUUGAUGAUUGUGAACCCGAACUGGACUCGUCUCUGUAUGAAAAUCUUCCACCUAACACGAAGAGGCUGUAGUGUAUUGGACACCGUAAAUAUUACAGCCUCUGUGCAUCUAUUUGUGGGAGGAGUGAAUGAUUGACAGAAGAGUCAUGACAUAUAACAAGUAUUUUAAGGAUAAUUCUAUAAGAAAUAAAAUGAAUUGUAUGUUUUUACUUUAUGCUUUUUUAUCACUUAUGAAGCUUCCUUCAUUUCGAAUGUUUUUAACCUUAAUCAUCAGUAUUGUUUAUGUUUCAAAUGAAAGGAAGAAAAAAUUAGGCUCUUGUACAAAUCUACGCUUUCCUGUCAUUUAAUACAGCAGAUUAACAGCAUAACAAAUAUUAAAGUGUAUAACAUGCUAGAGAAUCGGAUUCAGCAAACUCUGAAUCAACAUGCACCAAUGCUACAUUUUCUAAAUGUC
This is a messenger RNA of Pimephales promelas (fathead minnow), 1563 nucleotides long. The record is from RefSeq and is a predicted model, not a curated record. NCBI's taxonomy places the organism in Eukaryota, Metazoa, Chordata, Actinopteri, Cypriniformes, Leuciscidae.